AUGUGCAAAUCCGCCUGCGCAAAAAGGCACAACUCUCCAGACGAUGAGCUGAAUACUAGUGUUCUCUUGUCUCACAAACUGAACAAGUUCACGAACUGGAACUAUGGCGUGUUGACGUUCUACUGGCUGUUGUGUACUGCAAAUGACCAUCUGCAGAUAGAGUGGCUCUCCAUCUAUCUCCAUGACCUUGCAUUCGGAAUCAUACUCCCAUGUAGUGUGGUGGUAUGUCUUGGCUUCUGGUCCAUGUCUUCUGUUGACCCGAAGAUGGUGAGAUCAGAGGGGUUCUACAAGUACAUCGGAAAGUGUCCCUUCUGGUACAGCCAUGGGACACAUACUCUGGUGCUGUUUCUGCCCAUUCUGGAGACAUGGCUCGGGUCUGCCUCUGCCAGAGUGGAAUCCCUUCACAUCCAGGAGUUCUUCAGAGCAGACGUAUCCCUGGUGGGUGCGGUGGUGAACUGGAGAAAAAUCCAUCUGUACUGUGGGUGGGCCCUCAGCUACACCUGUGUAGUGUUCUACCUGGGACUGCGGAGGAGUUUAUGGCCCUACCCUUUCAUGCACAAACUCACACUAGCUGGCAAAAUUCUUCUGGGCGUCGCUCUCAACUUUGUCGGAUUCGCCUGUCUGUUCGGAGUGUCCAAGUUGUACCAUUUCUACGUCACAACUACACUACAGCCGAUUGUGAAACCCAAAGAACUCACCCUCUGGGACAAGAUGACACUAUAUUUAGUUUAUUAG
Messenger RNA from Symsagittifera roscoffensis, 735 nucleotides. RefSeq lists its product as uncharacterized. Bases 1 to 735 code for a protein of 244 amino acids. The transcript is spliced from 6 exons. Gene Ontology annotation, cellular component: membrane; endomembrane system. The record is from RefSeq and is a predicted model, not a curated record. Lineage: Eukaryota; Metazoa; Xenacoelomorpha; Acoela; Convolutidae.